Cercospora beticola is the source of this 2973-nucleotide messenger RNA. RefSeq lists its product as uncharacterized. Lineage: Eukaryota; Fungi; Ascomycota; Dothideomycetes; Mycosphaerellales; Mycosphaerellaceae. The record is from RefSeq and is a predicted model, not a curated record.
AUGUUGCUCAGUGGGCAGCACGUACUGAAGCUUUCGAGCAAUAUUGUACAGCUCGGGGUCUGCAGCAACGUCAUCGUAUCUCUCGACGAAGACCCGCGAAUCGAGCUACUCAGUGAUCUCUUUCAGGACUCAAGAGCUCCCGAGCUUAUUCUCAUCGCACGUGUCAAGUUGACCAUACUGCAAAAUUGUCAAGGGAGCGGCCCCACAGACGAGCAAAUCCAACACCCAAGGUGGCACGAUGUGACCGAUGACUAUCGGAUACUUCGAAUCGGCUCCGUGCCUCUUCGUAACGGAGAUGAGGCUGAAAUGGCAGAGAAAGUUUGCGACCAUCGACGUGAAGGGAUCGCUUACAUGCAAGCCCUCACGGUCUGGAUGGAUCGCAAGUCUGGAGGACUCCAUCUCAGAAGAUGCCACGCUUUCGACUUCGACGAUUUUUGUAUUGGAAAUGCGUUCGAGGACACUCAGUGGAAUCAAAGAGCAUUCAGCAACAGAGACUACUUUCUCGGUCGUCUCCAAAACGUGCAAUGCCGGCAAGGGUCGAAAGAGGAUUUUGUACAGCUCUUGGAGCAGUCGCUACACGAUGAGGAUGAAGACGCCCAGAUGGGCAGUGGCAUUCCCCUUUUGCCGACAUACUGCUACAACAAAUUUCGGCCUGCUCAACAUGGCUUGGGCUUGCUGUCCUGGCCGAAGCGUGGGAUCGAUGUUGCUGCAACUUUUGUCGACAGAUAUGGAGGUGUCCGAAACCUCAAGUUCCCGCAAGAUAUCCGCAUCAUUGUGGAGGAAAAAGACUCAUUGGAAGAUGUCAUCGAAUGUCUGCUACAAGAGAUCAAUCGGCAAGGCUGGGAACAUGGAACCUACUUCAAUUCUGCGCGGUUGUUUCGUGCUGAGCAUAGGGGGAAGUGGAAAGUGAAGCUUUGGAUCAUGCCACAGACCAACCAACGCAAGAUGUAUCAGUACCAUUCCGGGAAUCUUCUUCAAUUUCUGAGUCCGGCAAUCACGGAUGUCAUCGAGAAGCUCUUCCCAAUCCUGCAAAUGGAUCGUACAGCCGUUCGCAACAUGACGGCACAUCUCGGCGACCAACUUUGCAGUCAGCGGAUGCUUGAACCGGUUCACGAGUUGGUCCGCAUGGGAAAUGCCCUUAUCGGCAAAACGAUCAUGUUACACGUUGACCCCGAAACUAGCAGUAUCGCUCAGGCUGCUGACGCAGGACCUUCUCAACAUGCCACCAAUCGUCGCUCUGUACAGACCUCAAAUAGAGGGAAAGGUCUCAGUGCCGCAGCAAUCGAGGCUCCAGCAACUGGGUCUGGGUCUGGGGCGGAAAAUCAUACUUCUGAGAGCGUCGAGAAUAGCAGCGGAGACGAAGAACCCGCACCGGACACUGGCAACGAUGAGGUUGAAGCAGGCUCUGAUGACGGGCACAGACCAUUUGUCGAUUUCACGUUCAAGGGCCGAAAGUGGUCGAGAGAAGAGAAACGAUGGAGAGGAAGUUCGAAUAUGGCGGAGACUCAGAUUUCGUGCUCAGGUCGGCGUCUUCCUUUUGAUUUCACCGAUCUGGUCAGCGACUUGAUCCUAACCUGUCGGAAUAUCCUCCAACGAAGAAUCAACAGGAACGAAGAACUAGUCGAAGCUGCCAAGACUGGACGCCUGAGUGUCCCGUUUCGUGCAUCCAUCGAGGCUCCAAAUGCAUUAGACAUGUGGGUGUCACUGUCUGAUGACAGAUUCAACGUUCGUCAACUGCGAGACCUUUUCCGCGACCUCUCACAAGCGUACGACCUGCGAGUACACGUUAUUUUCGACGUUCAGAUGUCAAAACGACUUCCCAAAGAUUCACAUGAACGGGGAAUCUGGCAACCAUUAUACAAGCCGUUUGAAGUCGUUCGCGUGGGCAACAAGAAGAAGGCCAAGAAGGCCGAAAAGCCCAAGGCGGCGGAUGAGAUCGAUCCAGAGAGGCCGCUCCUUGCUUGGCGUUGUGCAGGAAAAAAUAUCGACAUGGAGUUGUUCAGCAUGCAUGCUUACGACUUCGGGAAAUACUGUAUUGGUGACGCUGAUUCCUUGUAUGUCUUCGAGGAAGAGAAUUUCGGUUGUCGUCGCACGUUCCUGAAGCCAUUCGAUGGUAUCAAGACGUGCAAGGAGUUCCAGCAGGCUAUCAAAAGGUAUCUCAAGCAGGAGCCGCUUCCAAAAGUCGGUUCCGGAGUGCCUUUCAUUCCAUCAUAUUGCUUCAACAAUGUCGACGCGAGCAAUUUCGAUGGAACCAAAUUCGGCAUUGAAGAUAGUAUACUUGAAGACGAGUCUGAAGUGGAAAUCUUUGUGCGCUGCGUCAACCAUCUUCCAUCGCCGGAAGAAUUUGGCGAGCGGACAGACUUUAUCGACUUCCCGGAAAGCAUGUCGGUUAAGGCUGCUCCUCACAACGAGAUGGAAGAAGUCUGGAAGGCGAUCGCAGACGAACUCCAAGCGAAAGAUUCGACCAAAUUUGUUGGGUUUCUUGACUCGACCCGCAAAGACAAGAAGAAGCUUUACGCAUCGGCUGCGCUUUGGCAGGAACCAUUCGAGGAUACAUGGAACAAGCAGCUGUGGGUAUCGCCGCAGUUGAGGAAUGCUAAAGAACAAGAUCGCAGGAUGUAUUUGUUCGCCAACGCCAAAGCAGAGGAAGGCGAAUUGCCAAUCCCGCUGUCCAGGUUCUUGAAUAGACGUCUGUGGAACGGUGGCGAUCACCGCUUGUACGCUGAGGUCCAUUUUCUGCCGAAGCGACUAGGGGGAUGGCCAGUCACUGGAACGAUUGUGGGCAAGGCGCCGCCUCUUCCGGGACAAGCCAGCACGGCGAAUCGUGGAGCAAAUGCCGGCGAAGAAGAGGACAAUCUUGAUGAGGAGAUGACUGGGAAAAGCGGCGAAGAGGCGCAAAUUGAGGAGGAGGAGGAGGAGGAGGAGAUCGAGGAUGACGAGGAGGAUGGACAGGCGGAAGGCGAGAUGCAGUAG